UUAGUCGCAGGUAGAACGUUGAACGUUAAACAGCAAAUUCAAAUAAUUAAAUUGUGCUCAAAAAUAAAUUGAUUUACAAACGAAAUUUAACUGAAAUCGAAAAUGUCUGAGAUUGUUCGGGAGCAUAACAGAUUUAAAUUAAUUUUUCUAACGAAUCACCAUUUCAAUAGAAAAAACUGCAUCUGGUACAGAUGCCUCUAAUGAAGAUGCUACUUCAUCUGGCAUGAUAGAGAAAGAAUUGCCAGUUGCUGAUUCAGAGAAGGAAAACGUGUGGGACGAAAGUAAACUAAGACUCAUUGAGUAUUCGUUGGGAAGUAUUCGCAAUGAUGUUUUUAAUAUGCGGAACAAUGACAAAUACAUGCAAAAAGAAGCGGAUGACGGUGGUUUCGGCGCUAUUUUUGAUGGUUUUGAUGCUGUAUCUAGCAUUGAUAAUCCUUUGAAAGAAGAUAUUGUGGGUUCCGGUAGUGAGGAAGAAAAGUUCGUUAUAAAAGGAGGACUGAAAACACCUCAUAACGGUUUAAAGCGAAUUGAGAAAUCCAUAAAUCAUGCCAAUAAGGACUGUGAUACAGCAUCCGACAGUCUGGAAUCCAGCAACAUUUUUGGUUGGAAGAAAAAUAGGUCAGGAUCUUUUGGCAACGCUUGGGACUCUACGGUUAAUUUUCUAAAACAUCCUUGGUCUUCUGUGCAAUCAAAUUCUAAUCAAUCACUUGACAAAAAUAUGGAGACAAACGAAGUCGACUCCCCAGACGCCUCUGAGUUGUCAAAAAAGCAAAACGAAGUUGUCCCCCGAGAUAGCGUUAAUUUCACUAAAAACAAGACUUCGUCGGCUUGGGAAAAUACGACAAAUUUUGGGCCGAAUAUUGCAAACAACGAUAGGACAAUAGAAAUGGAUCCGCCUGUCUUUGACACGAUUGGAGGAAACUACAUUUCAUCCGCUUUGAAAAAACAGGACAUGGUAACCAUGUGAGAUAUCUAAGACACUGAGCAGAACCAUGUAUAGCUCCUUAGCUUCCAGCAGCGACAUGUCAAAAAUUUGGAGGAUGGUGAGGAUAGGAUUUUUCAACGACGGCUAUUCCAUUCUUAUUUAAGCAAAUAAUAAUAAUAUACUGUGGGUGUAUGACAUGAAAACCGACAAU
Messenger RNA from Bradysia coprophila, 1136 nucleotides. RefSeq lists its product as uncharacterized. NCBI's taxonomy places the organism in Eukaryota, Metazoa, Arthropoda, Insecta, Diptera, Sciaridae. The record is from RefSeq and is a predicted model, not a curated record.